Messenger RNA from Jatropha curcas, 1451 nucleotides. RefSeq names its product S-adenosyl-L-methionine-dependent methyltransferases superfamily protein. The record is from RefSeq and is a predicted model, not a curated record. Lineage: Eukaryota; Viridiplantae; Streptophyta; Magnoliopsida; Malpighiales; Euphorbiaceae. Gene Ontology annotation, molecular function: tRNA (adenine(58)-N1)-methyltransferase activity. Gene Ontology annotation, biological process: tRNA methylation. Gene Ontology annotation, cellular component: tRNA (m1A) methyltransferase complex; nucleus.
AAGUUUGGGCCAUAAUGCACUGAUUCCUAAUUCCUGUAGAGGAGCCAAUAGUCCAAAAAUAAAACGGAAAGCAAAUACAGUGAAGAUACACACACACUAUCGGAAGAGAAAAACAGAGCAGAGAACCCUACUCCUACCAAAAAAGCCGUUAGCUACUCCUCCUUUACCUGCUCGUCAUUAUCAGUUGCAUGAUAUUGUGCUUGUAUCAAACCUACAUCAACGGAUUCCAAAUUUAAAGAUGUUGAUAACUGACCCAACAAAUAAGUUAUCAUUCGCACGGUGCAUUAGAGAUGGUGAUUUGGUUAUUGUCUAUGAGAAGCAUGAUACAAUGAAGGCCAUUAAAGUAUGUGAGACUUCAACACUUCAGAACCGUUUUGGUAUGUUUAAACAUUCAGAUUGGAUUGGAAAGCGUUUUGGGUCCAAAGUGUUUAGCAACAAGGGUGGAUUUGUAUAUUUAUUAGCUCCAACUCCUGAAUUAUGGACCCUAGUUUUAAGUCACAGGACUCAGAUUCUCUAUAUUGCUGAUAUUUCCUUUAUAAUUACAUACUUUGAGUUAGUUCCUGGAUGUUUGGUACUUGAGUCUGGCACUGGUAGUGGAUCUUUAACAACCUCACUUGCAAGAGCUGUUGCUCCUACCGGACAUGUUUAUACAUUUGAUUUCCAUGAACAAAGGGCUGCCUCAGCAAGGGAAGAUUUUGAAAGGACAGGAGUAAGCAACUUCGUCACAGUUGGAGUUAGAGACAUUCAGGGUGAGGGAUUUCCAGACGAAUAUUCUGGAUUGAUUGAUUCUGUAUUUUUGGAUCUUCCUCAACCAUGGCUUGCCAUUCCUUCAGCUGGGAAAAUGUUGAAACAAGAUGGGAUUUUGUGCUCCUUCUCACCGUGCAUUGAACAAGUACAACGCUCCUGCGAAACUCUGAGAUCAAACUUUACAGAUAUAAGGACAUUUGAGGUGCUCCUACGGACAUAUGAAGUUCGUGAAUGGAAAAUGGAUUGUGGCCAGGGUGAUGAAGGUCUUUCUCUGGGAUCUCCUCCUUAUAAAAGAAGGCAGCGUUCAAAUGAAGGAACUAAUGUGCAGGGCAGUACUAAUUCUUCUGUAAUCAUGGCUAGACCAUGUGGUGAGGCGAGAGGUCACACUGGCUAUUUGACUUUUGCAAGACUGAAGUGUCUAUCAUGAGGAAUGUGGUUGGAUCCGUCCACUUUUUAGGUUAGAAGAGUUCUGUCCUCACAUUUGGUUGUGUGGCCUGUGCCCUGUUCAUUGUGAAGUGAAUUCUUUUUUUUUUUUUAUAAAGUUGAAGUUGUGAAAAUUUGGAAAGAAAUUUUGGUCUUUGGUAUUGAUCUAGAUAUGUCUUUUCCUUUGAUGUUAAAUUGAAGAAGAAAACGCAUUAAAAUAAUGAUAUCUAAUGGCUGCUAUUCGCUCUCUUAAUGGCAGAGAAGCCAUGGGAUUUUAUGAA